Salvia splendens (bonfire salvia) is the source of this 1351-nucleotide messenger RNA. RefSeq lists its product as uncharacterized. The record is from RefSeq and is a predicted model, not a curated record. Lineage: Eukaryota; Viridiplantae; Streptophyta; Magnoliopsida; Lamiales; Lamiaceae. Gene Ontology annotation, molecular function: acyltransferase activity, transferring groups other than amino-acyl groups. Bases 675 to 1211 code for a protein of 178 amino acids. The transcript has a single exon.
UUAAACGAAUCAACUCUAUGGGCUGUAAUGCAUCAGUAUCGGCAUCCUUUCGGCGUUUCCAGGCGGCGAAUUGAGCUUCUGUGAUAGGAUUGGGGUAUGGCUUCAUCGCAGGUGUUGGUUGUUGCUGAUUUUUCUCGGCCUCCGUUCCCAUUUUUCUCCGACGGUGUUUCCGCCGCAAUAGUAUUUUUUAUGAAAAUAUUAAAAAAAAGUGAAAUAUUAAAAAGUAAAAAGUUUGCAAAUAGGGAUUAACUCAUUUGAUAAACACACGAUCUUAAAUACAAGUAAAAAUGGACAAAUACACCCUUAUAGAGAGUAAUAGGGUAGAAUUGUAAAAAAGUGGGACUGAUUUUGGGAUUUUUGAUAGUUUUUAUUUUUUAAGGUGCAAAUUCUAUUUUUUCUGGAUACUAAUUUUGUAGUUUACUCAAAAACAAAUACUAUGUUUUAAUUUGUAUGGGAUGGAGGGAGUAUGAUUGAAGUAGAUAAAUAGAAAAUUUUAGAUUUACCCCAGUAGGUAUUCCUUCAGGGAAAUUAAAUUAAAAUAUGAGUUGGGCAUGUUGUUGCAUACAGCUAUAUCCUUUAAAGUAGCAUCCCAAGUCAAUUACGCAAAACCCAGUCAACUACUCCAACAAUCAUAACAAAUCCACUAAUUUCAAACAACACAACAGAAACAAACGAUGGAGAUUAUGGAGUCAAGAAUCUCUAUCCGGCCGUUCAAAGAGAGCGACGCCGACGACUUCCUGUCGUGGGCGGGCGACGACAAGGUGACCCGGUACCUUCGAUGGAACAGCAUCUCCACCAGAGAAGAAGCCUUAGCGCACAUCCAAAAGGUAGCUAUUCCUCACCCAUGGCGCCGCUCCAUCUGCCUCCACGAUCGCUCCAUCGGCUACAUCUCCGUGAGGCCGGAGUCCGGCGACGACCGCCACCGGGCCCACAUAGGUUACGCAGUCGGAAGCGGUUACUGGGGGCAGGGCUUCGCCACUGCGUCUCUCAAGAUGGCCAUCCCUUGUGUUUUUCAGAGCUUCCCAUCUCUGGUGAGGCUGGAGGCCUUGGUGGAGGAGGACAAUCUGGGCUCUCAGAAGGUUCUACAAAAGGUUGGUUUUGUGAAGGAAGGCUUUCUGAGGAAGUAUGGUUUUAAUAAAGGCCAGAUUAGGGAUAUGUUUAUCUAUAGUUUUUUGAGGGAUGAUAUCAACAUUUUAACCUAUGGAUCAUGAAUCAAUAUAUACUUCUAUAUGACUAGAUCAUUUAUUGAUGCCGUUUCCCUUUUUUGGAUUGUAAUUUUCCUAUAUAUAAAUAUUGUUUUACAAUAAAUUUGUAAACAAUUAAUGAGACUUCUAUUUGCGGACGGAUGAAA